This is a messenger RNA of Grammomys surdaster, 2285 nucleotides long. RefSeq names its product regulator of calcineurin 1 (gene Rcan1). The coding region runs from base 1 to 756 and encodes 251 amino acids. Gene Ontology annotation, cellular component: nucleus; cytoplasm. NCBI's taxonomy places the organism in Eukaryota, Metazoa, Chordata, Mammalia, Rodentia, Muridae. Gene Ontology annotation, molecular function: calcium-dependent protein serine/threonine phosphatase regulator activity; nucleic acid binding. Gene Ontology annotation, biological process: calcium-mediated signaling. The transcript is spliced from 4 exons. The record is from RefSeq and is a predicted model, not a curated record.
AUGGAGGACGGCGUGGCCGGGCCGGGGCUCGGAGAGGUGGCGGAGGCGGUCGAGGCGCGGGCGCCCCGCAGGGUGACUCUGCGGCCCUUCGCGCCCUUCUCAGCCGCUGCCGAGGGGGACGGGGGCGGCGGCGGCGACUGGAGCUUCAUCGACUGCGAGAUGGAGGAGGUGGAUCUGCAGGACCUGCCGAGCGCCACCAUCGCCUGCCACCUGGACCCGCGCGUGUUCGUGGACGGCCUGUGCCGGGCCAAAUUUGAAUCCCUCUUCAGGACGUAUGACAAGGACAUCACCUUCCAGUAUUUUAAGAGCUUCAAACGAGUCCGAAUAAACUUCAGCAACCCCUUAUCUGCAGCCGACGCCAGGCUGCGACUACACAAGACUGAGUUCCUGGGGAAGGAAAUGAAGUUAUAUUUUGCUCAGACUUUACACAUAGGAAGCUCACACCUGGCUCCACCCAAUCCAGACAAACAGUUUCUCAUCUCUCCACCUGCUUCUCCACCCGUCGGCUGGAAACAAGUAGAAGAUGCUACCCCAGUCAUAAAUUACGACCUUUUAUAUGCUAUCUCUAAGUUGGGGCCAGGAGAGAAGUACGAGCUGCAUGCGGCGACAGACACCACCCCCAGUGUGGUGGUCCACGUGUGUGAGAGCGACCAAGAGAAUGAGGAGGAGGAGGAGGAGAUGGAGAGAAUGAAGAGACCCAAGCCAAAAAUCAUCCAGACUCGGAGGCCAGAGUACACUCCCAUCCACCUCAGCUGAACAGGCACCCAGACCAAGACAGCGUGUUCCGAGUCCCACGUGUGGGAAGGAGUCUUUUACUGUGCAGGUGGCUGGUCGUGGCUUUGGAGUAACAGCCGUGACCACUGUGGCAGAAAUUCCAGUUCAUGUUGCUCAGAAGAGAGUCAAGGCCUCCUCUCCUUGUUCUGAUGAUGCACCUCAGUCCAGGUCCACGGCACCUGGGAAUGUCUUGGGCCAUUCACUGAGUGUGUGGCAAUCCCAAGAGGAUACUGGGGACAUCCUGAGAAAACUGAUAGUGUCUUGUACUCGCUCUUUUCUAGAUUGUGUUUUUGGCAAGGACAGGUUGACUGGUGGCCCAGGGAGAGAUUUCUGUUUCCAACCAGUGUUCAGGGUGCAGCCCCCACUGGUAGGCAGAGGCACCCCCCAAAGCCACCAAGUGUCCAGUGCAGAAAGGUUGUGGGACAACCCCACCCGCGCAGUGUGGAAAUCGUCCUUGUUCCUUCCCUUGUGGUCUAACGUUCAUGCAUGUGUAUCACUGGGUCCCAAGACCAACCUUUGUUCACACAGGAAGUUACGAUGUUGUUUUCCAUCUUGGGAAGCUAGGAAAGUUCUGGAACACUCUUACCACGUCUCUUGGUCCUGGCUGUCUCUGCACAGCACCCACGAAUGUGGGGUCAAGGCUGGAGAUGACCGCACGUCACUCGUGCUUUCCUGCAAAAGUUGAUCUUGAGUCCCCGUGUAGAACUUAGUUUAUCCAGUGGGAGAGCAGCAGGUUCGCUGCCAGCCGUCUGCGGGUGGGAAGGUUUGGUUUGGGUGUUUGUGUUUGGCACUGGUCUCCAUUGUUUCCUUCAUGUAGUGGUUUGUGUGUGAAUUUCAGCUAAAACCCUCUUUGGGAACUGUUGGUUGAGACAGUCUUUCACCCCUAUUGAAACAUGAAGAUAAACUUGUAAAUAAAGCCCAGAGCAUAUCUUAAUACCUGUCUGUACCUGGGUGGACGUAGAGGGCAGUGGGAGUUUCCAGCUACCUGUGACUUGUGCGUGGUAGAAGUUACUGUCAUGUGUUUAAUGGGGUGAAUCAGAGCAUGUGGAAUAUGUCGUAGCCAUGUGUUCCUAGAGGGACACAGUGCCUUCCCCUCAUUCAGACGACCGUGACACUCGAUGAACAUGGGGAUUUCUCCUCUUCUAGUCAUCGUGUGUGUAUCUGGUAAAUAGGUCUUCUAUUUUGGUCUUACAAUGCCAUUAUAAAGUUUGUCACUCUGAAUAACCUAAUGCCAAUUAACAGUGCAUGCUUGGGGAACUCAGAAGGUGGUUUCUCCUGGGGAGCAAAUUCAUCGGCAUUCGGUUUUCCAACUGUUUGCAAUGUGAAAUGGGUUGAUGUUCUCCACACCCUGUUUCCAGCCUUCACUCGGUGGGAAGGGAGCCCACAAGUGGGAGGUUAUCACAUUGCUGCCCAGUGUUUCUAGUUCUGCACUUUGAACUGGAGAGGCUAACCUCAAAGAUAUUUUUUUUAACUGCAUUCUAUAAUAAAUCAGCACAAUAUGCUCUUCUGGA